Molecule: messenger RNA, 2199 nt
Organism: Drosophila suzukii
Lineage: Eukaryota; Metazoa; Arthropoda; Insecta; Diptera; Drosophilidae
Product: PIN2/TERF1-interacting telomerase inhibitor 1
Cellular component (GO): nucleolus
Molecular function (GO): telomerase inhibitor activity; nucleic acid binding
Source: RefSeq, a predicted model, not a curated record
AUACUUGAUAGCACGUGUUGCGGCGGUUCGCAUUUUACCAAUUUUAUUCUGGUUUAAUUUUAAAAAUUGAGUUAAAAACACAGUAAAUAUAGUUUAAUUUAUAUAAACAUGGCUAUGCUGGCGGAACCUCGACGCCGCAAGCGGUACAACUUGUGUCCGCGCGGUAAGGCGCUCUAUGAAGAUGAGAAUCGCUUUGGUACCAAAAUGCUGGAAAAGAUGGGCUGGACAAAGGGCAAUGGCCUGGGCGCCAAGCAGGAUGGUGAAAAGGACUUUGUUCGCAUUCGCUUCAAGAACGACGCCGAAGGAUUGGGUUUCGAGGCGAGGGAUGACCAGUGGACCACUCACGAGGAGGGAUUCAAUGGGCUUCUGAAAUCAUUGAAUGGCGAAGAAAAUGGGGCUAAUGGCAAGGAGUCGGAACCCGAAGAGGAAGCCAGACCCAUGGGAUUCGGCUUCAAAGCCGAGGAACCAGAGGAGCCAUCCAAGAAGAAACUUAAGGAGAACACCAGUGGCAUGUCGCUGGAGGAGAGGUCGAAACAAAGCAGGGCCCGAGUGCACUACAAGAAGUUCACACGCGGCAAGGACUUGUCCCAGUACAGCGAAAAGGAUUUGGCCAACAUAUUUGGCAAGAAGGCAACCGACGAUAUCGCUGCACCAGCGCCCGUGGUGAUUGAAGAGCCCAAGGAGGAAAAGAUAGUAGAUGCCAAUUUUGCUGGCGUGCAAACCGUAAGCACGGGACUUUCUGUCAGUGAUUAUUUCAAGCAUAAAAUGGAGGCCAUGAAAAACAGGCUGCAAAAACGAGGUGAGGAUAGUUCAACAAAGGUUCAAGACGAUACUGAGGCCCAAGCAAAUGGCCACGAGGAGAGGCUCGAGGAAACCGCAACAGAGAAUGGCCAAGAGCCCAGCAAAAAAAAGAAGAAAAAGAAGGACAAGGAAAGGAAUGUCGAGCCACCAGUUGCAGAGGAAGAAAUAGAGCAGACUGCUCCCAAACCUAAGAAAAAGAAGUCUAAACGGUCGUCUCAAGAUGAAACCGAGCCAACAGAGAUCCUCUGCGUUGAGGAAAAACUAGUAGAUAUCGACGAAUCGAACCCUCAAAAGCGAAAGAAAAAAAAGAAGAGCAAACGCGAAGAAAAUACAGAAGAUGUGACAGAAAUAAUUGAAGAGCCUGCCUUAAAAAAGAAGAAGUCUAAUGAAAAGGAAGAAACUGCAGAAAAUUCAAUAGUAGCCGAAGAAAAAGAAGAACAUGUCCCAAAAAAGAAGAAGUCCAAGAAGACUGAGUUGGUGGACUCUGAAGUAAUUAUAAUUGAGGAUGAUUUAGCAAAAGAUACAGAAUCUAAAACUUUAGAUGGAAAAGCUAGUAAAAGGAAAAGAAAAUCUCAAAUCGACGAAGAUGCCAACCAAACUGAGAUGUUAAACACUGAAAUAAUAGAAGAAACAUCUUCAAAAAAGAAAAAGAAGUCGAAGGAAGAAAAUAAAAGUGUUGAAACCGAUUUGAUCGAGCAAAAAGAAACACAGCCUACCGAAUCUGAAGCUAAUGAAAAAACCUCAAAAAAGAAAAGGAAAUCCAACAAUUAUAGGGAACCCGUACCUGAACUGCAGAUUCCAGAGCUCGCUGUAGCCGUAGAUGCGAUAGUCAAUAAUGAUGAAGAAGGGAAGCACAGGAACAACGUAAGUGCUGGCAGUAAAUCCUCCGGCGAUAAAAGCGAUCAGUCAGCGAAUCUGCCUAACGACCUCUUAUCACUGGAAGAGAUCAAAGAAAAACUAAAAUCAUUCAAUACUUGUAAAAUUUCUCAAUUUUGUGCAGAAAAAUUCCAAAUGUUCGACCUGAGUGCGUAUAAAAAUUCGACACUGAGCCAGAUCGUGGGCUAUGGGACCAGCGAUACCAUCGAGCUGGAGGUGACUAAUAAUAAGAUCGAUGAACUGCGAAUCCUUGAUCUUUGGAACAAUAAAUCCCUUACGGAAGCUAUGAAAUCUAAGCGGCACGCACGUUAUCCGAGGACGGUGAAGCGAACAACUCUUCGAGCAGUAAAAAAAAGGGUCGCAUUUCAAGGAAUUUAGUUCGAGCAAACGAAAUAUAAUUCAACAUAUUUCUUAUUAUGAUUGUUUUGUACAUAAACAACUUAAGUAGGUAGUUUGUAAGCUUCGUGGUUUACAUUUAAAUGUGUAACAAGAUAUUUAAUUAAACUGAACUAUACAUUUCAA